AUGUCGAAUCCCAAUGACUAUACCGUCGGAUGGAUCUGUGCUAUUGAGCCAGAAUAUCUUGCCGCGCAAAUCUGCCUUGACGAGAAACAUCCAAUGCUAAAUCACCAGCCUUCUAUCAAAGACACGAACACAUACACCCUCGGAAAGAUUUCCAACCAUAAUGUGGUUAUUGCCUGUCUGCCAGACGGCGCAAACGGCCUAUCAUCUGCAACAAAUGUCGCCACCAACAUGCUGCGAAGCUUUCCCAAUGUUACAAUUGGUCUCACGGUUGGCAUUGGUGGCGGGGCUCCAACUUCGGAAAAGGGUAUCAGACUUGGUGAUAUUGUAGUCAGCUCUCCAAGAGACGGAAAGGGUGGUGUCUUCCAGUACGACUUCGGCAAGAUGAUUCAGGAGCAAGACCUUCGGACUACUGGAUUUUUAAAUCGACCGCCAACAGCAUUACUUGCAGCAAUAAUGAGCCUCAAUGUUGACUAUCGACGAAAGCCUGGUACUCUUGAGGCGGCUAUCAAUCGUAUUCUUGAAAAGGAGGAAGAAGAGCUGAAGGAGAAACUCAGUCGGCCUGACGCGAGCGCCGACAUAUUAUAUAGAAGCAAUUUCGUCCAUCCUAAAGAUGAAGAUGCUCUAUGCUCCGAAAAUUGCGUCACAGACCCAUCAAACACUGUAUCGCGACCCGAACGCACAAAACGGCCACACAGCCCCGUGGUACACUACGGCCUCAUCGCUUCAGCAAAUCAGCUAAUGAUGGAUGCGUUGCGUCGAGAUGAGCUUGCAAAGAUGGGUGUCCUUUGCUUUGAGAUGGAAGCGGCGGGGUUAAUGAACGAUUUUCCAUGCUUAGUCGUUCGCGGUAUACGCGACUAUUCUGAUUCGCACAAAAACAACGACUGGCAAGGCUAUGCAGCUUUGGCGGCGGCUGUAUAUACAAAGGAUCUGCUCUCUCGCAUCCCCCCAGCGGCUGUGGAGAAUGAGAAAAAAAUUGUCGAUGUCAUCUCUGGCAUUAAAGAAGAUAUCAAUCAACUUGUCCACUGGAAGGAAGAAGAAAAAAACAAAACCACUUCCGACCAGCUAACAUGCAUCGACUAUAUAUCAGAGCAAGAAGACAUCUUUAACACACGACAAGACGGGACUGGACGGUGGCUUCUAGAUGCUCCCGAGGUUCACAUCCGAUAA
Molecule: messenger RNA, 1167 nt
Organism: [Torrubiella] hemipterigena
Lineage: Eukaryota; Fungi; Ascomycota; Sordariomycetes; Hypocreales; Clavicipitaceae
Source: the annotation of a GenBank genome assembly